Messenger RNA from Monodelphis domestica (gray short-tailed opossum), 706 nucleotides. RefSeq names its product MHC class I antigen (gene MODO-UG). The record is from RefSeq and is marked provisional. Gene Ontology annotation, molecular function: peptide antigen binding; signaling receptor binding. NCBI's taxonomy places the organism in Eukaryota, Metazoa, Chordata, Mammalia, Didelphimorphia, Didelphidae. Gene Ontology annotation, cellular component: external side of plasma membrane. Gene Ontology annotation, biological process: antigen processing and presentation of endogenous peptide antigen via MHC class I via ER pathway, TAP-independent; immune response; antigen processing and presentation of endogenous peptide antigen via MHC class Ib.
AUGGAGCCUUAUGUCCAUCUCCUUUUAUUGGGGAUCCUGGUCCUGAGAAAAGCCUCGGCAGGCUCUCACUCCCUGAAGUAUUUCGACACCGCCAUAUCUCUGCCCGGGCUCGGGGACCCGCAAUUCAUGACAGUGGGCUACGUGGACGAUCAGCAGUUCGUGAGCUUCGACAGCUGCAGCGCAAGCCAGAAGAUGGAGCCGCGGGCGCCGUGGAUGGCCAACAUGGACCAGGACUACUGGGAGCGAAAUACGAGAAACACCAAGAUAGACGCACAGUUUUACCGAGUGGAUUUGGAGACCCUGCGCGGCUACUUUAACCAGAGUGAGGAAGACCCACCUUCUGCCCAAAUUAUCCGUCGCACGGACCUCGACGGAGGAGUGAUCCUGCGGUGUCAAGCCCAGGACUUCUACCCAGCAAUGAUCUCCCUGACUUGGCUGAGGGAUGGAGAGGAACAGCUCCAGGACACCGAAUUCAUUGAGACCAGGCCUGGGGGAGAUGGCACCUUUCAGAAAUGGGCAGCUGUGAGGAUGGCCUCAGGGGAGGUAGACAAAUAUACAUGCCGAGUUCAGCAUGUGGGACUGCCUGAGCCUCUCACCCUGAAAUGGGAACCACAGCCCUCAUCCAUCUGGAUCAUUGUGGGGAUCAUUGCUGUUUUUCUCACUGUGCUUAUUGCUGGAGCUGUGAUCUGGAGGAAAAAGAAUUCAG